Molecule: messenger RNA, 519 nt
Organism: Amphibalanus amphitrite
Lineage: Eukaryota; Metazoa; Arthropoda; Thecostraca; Balanomorpha; Balanidae
Exons: 3
Coding region: 55-429 (124 amino acids)
Source: RefSeq, a predicted model, not a curated record
GCGUACUCACAGCCGACCGGUUAUCAAACUCGUUUUUGACGUGUUUCUUUACCGAUGGAUCAUAGGCCGCCUCGCCGCCAUUUUUGUUCCGGCCGGAUCCGUGUGUGCAGGGGGAGUCGCGUGCUGCAAGUUAAGGGUCCCAGCAACUCUGUCGAUGCGGAGGUCACGGCCGCCACCGCCGACCCCGUCGAGGGCACCAGCGCGAGCGGGCCGCCGGCGAUGGACAUUGAGGAGAGCUGGCUCGUUAUCGACGAUGCAGUCGACCACCUGCUGCACCGCGCUGGCGAGCACGGAGCUGUGUUUCAGCCAUCCCCAGUACCCAUGGCCGCAAGUUCGAGUGGCAUGCUCUACGUGGAGAAUGAGACGGUUGUCGAGUUCAAAGAGCUAACCUCGGCGGUCGACUUAACCCGCGCCCUGGUGUGGGUCUGAGCCACCUUCGCCCUGGUGGGGGGGGGGGGCCAAAAUGACCCCCCCCCGUCUAACUCGAAAACGAAGAGGGCUAGGAAGACGCGGAAAAAA